This is a messenger RNA of Durusdinium trenchii, 3294 nucleotides long. NCBI's taxonomy places the organism in Eukaryota, Dinophyceae, Suessiales, Symbiodiniaceae. The record is from the annotation of a GenBank genome assembly.
AUGGCGCUCUUCGAGGGGAUCCUCCGACCGGGCCGCCCUUUGGAGCAACGCCCCCUGGACUGCCUCGCACCGCCGGGCGGCGUGUUGCACCGCCUGGCCGCGGAGGACGAUGCGGCGGCUUUGCGGGCGCUGCUGGGCGCGGACGCGGCGCUGCCCGCGGACGUGGCGUGGUGCCAAGAGGUGUGGAUCGAUGAGGACGGCCGUAGCCCGCUCCACCUGGCGGCGCGCGCCAACGCGGCGGAGACGGUGGCACUGCUGCUGGAGGCAGCGGCGGACGUGAACCAGGCGGACCGCUUUGGGCACACACCGCUGCAUCACGUGGCCAUGUGCCCACAGGAGUUGACGUCACUGGAGGUGCCAUGGAGACUGCUGGAUGCUGAAGCUGAGGUCCAUGCGCUGGGCCGUUGCAACGACGUGCCACUCCACCUGGCCGCCUGCUACGGCCACCACGCCCUUUGCGCGCUGCUCCUGGCGCGCUGGGCGGACCCGAAGCUCUGCGACUGGAGCAGCGCCACGGCGCUGCAGAUCGCGGUGCAGCAUCAGCAGCUUCGAACAGCGGAGGUUCUGAGCGAGUGGCGGCCCUUGGAGGUGGAGCUUCCUGACGCCUCCUCCGUGGUCGUUUGGCUCCGCCCCAGUGCCACCCACGCGGAGCUCUGCGGCCGCCUGGCGGGCGUGGCGGGCGUCAGCGCCUCCGCCUUCGUGGAGUGCCAGAUGUGCCUCCCCGAGCGUCCCUUCCAUUCCACGCGGGCGCCGGAGCCGUCGACGUGCCGGGACCUCCUGCGGCACCGGCGCGUGCGCUUGGCGCCGGUGCCGGUGCCGGCACAUGGCUGGGAGGAGCUGUGGGCGCCGGAGAUGAUGCCGUCAGAUCUUUCGUGGACUCCAUGUGAAGAGUUUGACACUGCUGCCUUGUCGGAUGCGCAUCCCUUCGCACAGAAAUUGAUGCAGUUCUUUGAUCAGCACAGCAGCAACUUCUACAGCACCGCGGUUCAGCUGCUGCGGGUGCCAUCUGAACGGCUCAGGGAAUUUCAUGAGGCAAUUUCCCGUUUGGAAUGCCAAAUGCUCAUCCCCUACGGCUCUCAGCACACUCCCCGCGCGACCGCCGCUCUGGCGCGACAGCCCCUGGGUGUGCUGUGGGCAGAGGCGCGGCCAGAGGCGCGGCCUGGUGCGGCGCUGGCCAUGCUGAGGAGCCAAGCUGUUGCCCUUUGUGGCGCAACACUGGGCACACGGCGCUUACAACAUGUCUCCUUCGCCCUGGCCUGGGCGCGUGACGACGCGAAUCUGCACGUCACCGGUGAGAAGGCCAUCGAAGGUUGCGGGGAGGAGACCUCGGUGCUGGCCUACCUUGUGGCCUACACCACAGCCUUUCCCGUUUCGAAGCACCGAUCCUACAGGCGCCACCGUUGGGAGCUCCACCCGCACCCGCCGGGCUUCGACCUCUACGUGUUGGGCGGCGCUGGCCGUCAUCAAGCGCGGCCGCUGGCGGAGUACCAGUUGUUCCCCGUGGAGGACGCGCAGCUUCUCCCCUUUGCUGUCGUCCAUGUCCAGCGCGGCAGUGUGGCAGGCCGCGCGCUGUCUCCCGCGCGACAGCUGUUUGAAGGCGAGGCGUUCCUUCCUCUUGCCGAUUCGCGCGAGGCGGUGUGCGGUGCCACGGAGACGCUGUUUAAACAGCGCAAGAACAGCAUGAUCCAUGAUCCGCACCGCAUGACCCGCGCGGCAUUGACCGCACGGCGCCUUCUUGUGGCGCUCUUCUGCGCACGUUUGCUGGCCGCGCCUGUGCGCACGAACGAUGGAGUCGUCCUGUGCCCGGCCGGGCAGCGGCCGGAUGGCCAGGGUCGAUGUGUGCCUGUGGUUUGUCCGCCCGGCACCGUCACCGCCUUUCCGGCCUUCGCAGCCUGCGUUCCCUGCCAUGCCGGUGGCUACGCGAACGCCCAGGGCACCCUAUGCUUGGCCUGUGAGGAUGGGAUCUCGGCCAGUGGAAGCACCAAAUGUGAAGCAUGCGAGGGAGUUUUCUUCAACCUGCAACCAGACGCACCACAUGAACGCUGCGAGAUCACUGCCGUGAGCAUCCUGACGCCGGUGAAGUUUUUCCUUUGCCUAUUGGGCCUCUUCCAACUACUUGCCAUGGCCAGGAUUUACUGCCUUGAAGUCACGGAUGUGUCCUUGCAGUCUGGGCAGACGGUGAUCAGUACAUUGGGACGGCACUUUCUGCGGACGUCGCGUGGAGGGCGCGUCGAUGUCCCGCGCGUCGAGCUGCAGGGCACCGGCGUCCGCGGCUUGGACCUGGCAGAGUUCCAAGUGAAGGUCCUGGGCAAGGAACAAUUGGUGCUGAUACACUUAGAGGGCAAGGUGGAACAUUGGGCCAGUUCCAUGGGCCAACUGCGGCUGCACUUCCCACAGACCCUUUGGCAGAUCCGCUUUCUACAUACACCUUUGCUGGCCUGGGUGCUGCUAUUUUUGGCAAGCGCCAUUGCCGUGGGCUUCGGAGUCACCAAGCUCUCCAUCCUCCUCAGCCUCUCCUCCGCCUUCUUGCUCUCCACGAUUCUGGUCUCCGCGGGGCAGAAGCAGCGGACGCCAGUGGCGCUGAAGCGACAGCAGUUCCUGCGUCUUCACUCUCAACUGCAACCCUGCGAGAGGGGUCCCCUGCGCGCCAUGAAACUGGAGAAGAUGAAGACCUUCCACGAGUUCUUCGAGAUGUUCAUCCGCGAUCGCUCCAUGACUUACGUGUGCGAGAACUUGGUCAAGCCGCUCACCUUCGCAGUGCAGCACUCCUUCGCGGAGCUGGUCGGCAGCACUCCAACGCCGGUGCAGUGGUUCGUGAGCCACUUUUGGGGCUCAGCGUUCCGACACUUCUCGGAGACCGUUCAGAAGCAUGCGGCGCAAGUGGCCUUGGAGCCCGACUCUGUAGCCUACUGGGUGUGCACCUUCAGCAAUAACCAGUGGGCAGUGGAUGAUGAGCUUGGCCACGGCGAGGUUUGUCAGUCCUCCUUCUACCUGGCACUGCGGAGCAGGAGCUGCCGAGGGACAGUGAUGGUCAUCGAUGAGUUGGCCAUGCCCUUGACGCGUGUGUUUGUUCGAAGUGCUCCAGACGCUGCAGCUCUCGCAGAACCCAAGCUUCGAAGGUCUGCUGCUGUGCACGCCCUCGGGGGUCUUGCAAGAUGGCCGUGCUGGGACGGACGUGGCGAUGGAGGUCGCCAGGAAGUUGUCCCAGCUGGACUUGAGGGAUGCAGAGGCGACCUCGCAAAAGGACAAGGAGCUGAUCGAGUCGGAGGUCCUGCGAACUGUGGGAGGCUUUGA